This is a messenger RNA of Nestor notabilis (Kea), 492 nucleotides long. It is a transcript of the gene ABHD11, whose product is annotated as abhydrolase domain containing 11. The annotation marks the transcript as partial. Gene Ontology annotation, cellular component: mitochondrion. The transcript is spliced from 3 exons. Lineage: Eukaryota; Metazoa; Chordata; Aves; Psittaciformes; Psittacidae. The record is from RefSeq and is a predicted model, not a curated record.
CCAGACCUGGUGGAGCGCCUCAUCUCUGUAGACAUCAGUCCCACCUCAACCGCACCCGUCUCCGAGUUUUCUGCCUACAUCUCUGCUAUGAAGUCAGUGAAGAUCCCGGAUGGUCUGCCCCGCUCUGCAGCCCGCCAGCUGGCUGACGAUCAGCUGCGUCCAGUGGUCCAGCACCCGCAGCUGAGGCAGUUCCUGCUCACCAACCUGGUGGAGGUGGAGGGCCGCUACGUCUGGCGGGUGAACCUGGAUGCUAUUUCCCACCACUUGGUAGACAUCAUGAACUUCCCUGUUUUCCACAAGCCGUAUCCUGGCCCUGCACUCUUCUUGGGAGGAUCUGACUCGCCCUAUAUCAGUUCCCAAGACUACCCAGAGAUACAGCGCCUCUUCCCCAAGGCUGAUGUCCAGUACGUUGCAGGGGCAGGCCACAUAGUCCAUCAGGAUAAAUUUGGGGAAUUCAUCACUGCUGUCCUCAACUUCCUGCCACCACCAUAG